AUGGCUAUGGGUAGAAAGGCGCCAAGCGCCCACAGCCGAGGCCGGCGGGCGGCCCUGCUCUGGCUUGUGCUGCUGCCGGCAGGCAUGCGAGGGUUCUGGUCGGAGGCCUCCCGUGCCCUGGACCCCGCUGCAGUGUGUGGGAAGCCCAAGGCGAUGGGGAGGAUCUACGGCGGCCAGGAUGUGUUGGCGGGCCAGUGGCCAUGGCAGGCCAGCCUGCGGUACCAGCACACGCACGUCUGCGGAGCUGUCCUCAUUGACCCCCUCUGGCUGGUUUCCACUGCCCACUGCUUUCUCAACAAAUCCCACGCACCAGCGGACUACCAGGUUCUGUUGGGAAGCACGCGGCUGUACCAGCACACCCAGCAUGCACAGGAGAUGUCCCUGAGCCGGAUUAUCGUGCACCCAGACUUUGAGAAGCGUCACCCCUUCGGGAGCGACAUAGUCAUGCUGCAGCUGCACCUGCCUGUGAACCUCACCUCCUACAUCGCCCCUGCCUGCCUCCCGAGCCCUGGCAUGCAGCUGUCCAGCGGCUUGUCCUGCUGGAUCACCGGCUGGGGGAUGCUCAGCGAGGACAAGCAUCUGCAUUCGCCCUUCCGUCUGCAGGAGGGUAAGGUGAGCCUCAUUGAGAACGAGUUCUGUAACGUCUUAUACAGACAAAGACUUAGCAACAGCAAGACCUACUCUGUGCAAGAGGAGAUGCUGUGUGCUGGGGACUUCUCGACGGGAAAGGCCAUCUGCCAAGGCGAUUCUGGGGGCCCCCUCGUCUGUGACCUCCCCACAGCCUGGGUUCUGGUGGGGCUGGCCAGCUGGGGCUUGGACUGCCGGCACCCUAUCUACCCCAGCGUCUUCACCAGGGUCGACUACUUCACUGACUGGAUCAACAGGAUCCGGAGGCUCACACCUCCCCCUGAUCCCACAUCUGCUCCUCAGACCGGGUUUCCAGACCAGACUCUGCAAGCUGUCAGCCCAUCUGGGCGUGGCCCAGCCCUUGUACCUCCCCAGACCUGGCUCCUGCUUGCAGUUUGCGCUCAGGGACCCACGGCAGGCCCCGCGGUGACCCGCUGA
Messenger RNA from Zalophus californianus (California sea lion), 1065 nucleotides. Its product is annotated as putative serine protease 47. Lineage: Eukaryota; Metazoa; Chordata; Mammalia; Carnivora; Otariidae. The coding region runs from base 1 to 1065 and encodes 354 amino acids. Gene Ontology annotation, biological process: proteolysis. The record is from RefSeq and is a predicted model, not a curated record. Gene Ontology annotation, molecular function: serine-type endopeptidase activity. The transcript has 5 exons.